Aspergillus niger is the source of this 1008-nucleotide messenger RNA. RefSeq lists its product as uncharacterized. Bases 1 to 1008 code for a protein of 335 amino acids. The transcript is spliced from 4 exons. Lineage: Eukaryota; Fungi; Ascomycota; Eurotiomycetes; Eurotiales; Aspergillaceae. The record is from RefSeq and is a predicted model, not a curated record.
AUGGACCCGCCACCAUUUACGCCGUCCGAAAAGUGCGAUCGUGGUGGUAUCGUGGGUAGUGGUGGCGAAGAGCCCGUCGGCAGGAGUGCAGCAGUGGGCCUAGGCCUAGUCCAGGGCCACGGCUACGGCGUAGGCUAUCUCAAUGACCCAGCCUCCCAGGGCGUUGGUCCAUUCCCUUCAGCCUGUGAUGUUCUGCAGCCACUUUCCCAGCUGUCUCCCUUACCUUCUAGUGGUUAUCUAGCGGCUGUCCUGGCCCGCGAGCGGAGCCAUUGGACAAAGCAAGCAUCUGGGUCGGACGGUCAUCUGGUGCCGUUGUCGCCCGGGUGUGCCGCCUCCGCCCCUGCCCACGACCAUCGUUCAGCUACACCCCCCGCGGUGAGAAUGGAUGAUCGCGUCGGUGACUCGUCAUCUGAAGCGCCAACUCAUGGUUCCAUGGUGGUGUCAGAUCCUAGGCGCCAGCCCGGGACUCCUGCGCCGGUUCAGUGCCAUGCCAACCCUAUUGCUACUAGCCACGAACAGGGGGUCCCCAGUAUCGCAAACCUUAUCGGAUCCCAUCCUUCCCAAAAUUGUGGCUACGCAGUUCAAUACCUGCACGACGCAGAUGAGGAGGGGCUAGCUAAGCUGACUGAUGCACACCUAGCAGAAGCAGAGAAGAUGACUCUCACAGACUACGCCUCAUACCCGGACUCUCCGGAUCUCGCUGCUUUGAACCUCUCGCGCCUUGUUGCUCGUUUAGAGCAUAAUCUCCUCUCUUCAGCCGCGGAUCUGAAGCCACUACGCCGGUCAGAAUACCAGCGCAUGAGAGUCGGAGCAAAUACGCCCGCACCAACCUCCAAACCCUCGAACGCACCCUUCCCCAGAUCAAGCCCACCGACCGUCGCAAUGACCUGCAGACCGACCUCGCACGCCAACGGCAGAUCCUCAAACAGCUCCAGAUUGUCCUCGACGAGAUCAGUAGUUCCCAGGCGGAACCUCAAUCCGACGAAGAAGAGGAAGACGACUCCCUAG